UGAGACAAGGUUCCCAGUAAUUGCUUUACAAGAACAUCUCUUCAUUUUGCAAUGCGUUCCCGAUGCGAAUACAUCGAGCAAUAGGCGCCGUCGGAUAUUUAGAGCAAUGAUGGGACCGCGUCGUUCUCUCUGCAGUGUACUGGAACUGAUAAACGUUCGGCUAUUUAAUACUAACGAUGGGAGAGUAACAAUAAAAAGCCCAAUAACUGUACAAUAAUGACGCAAAUAAUUAUUAUCGGGUCAUGACAGUUGCAAGCUCCGAGCCUUCACUGAACUGUAAUCCUUACUUGUAGUGGCGACAUUGCCUUUUUUUUAUCGAUGCGACAGCUGGGAGAGGCAAAGAUUGGUCCAAGAUUUAUAAGGACCACUUUCCACAAAGGGGCCACAAGAGGUGUCAGGAAGCGGCUUGGCGCUGCAAGUCACUAGGUGCUCCAAGGCCCUGGUAACAGCAUCUCAAGCUUAGCGGAAACCUAUGGACCGCCAGCUCGGUGGGAGGCUCUCGGAGUGUUUAAGGAGGCGCCUGUGAAUGGAUGUGAGCUGAUGCAUGAGCUCAACUCGAAGGCUGUGAUCGCCGGAGCGGGUUCAGGUCCACUUUAGGAGCUAAAGAUCCAUUCUCCAGACGGCGCUUCACCUGCACCUAGUCUUCGCUCUUACGUUCCGGUGAGACCUCUCUGACACCACUGACAGCGCUUAUGAAAGAAACAAGCAGGAGAAGGAAGUUACACCCAACGAAAAGUAGCCACUUGUAGAAUCGCCGCAAGGAGCAAAUCCCGGAAGCUGAAAGAAGCAAAGAAAAAGUGAAGCUUGAGCGUGCAGAAACCGAAUUCUUGUCGUUGGUCCAAGCGGACAGGAAGCUGGUCGUUAUUAUUUCGCCGCUGAUCAUUCAUGCGGUUGCAGAGCCCGGCCAGCAGAGCGAUGGAUGGAAGUUUGUACCCGUUUGGGAGCUUGGCCAGGAGUUCGGGAAGCGCCCCUUCCAGGGUCCACAGCAUAGACGCAAUCUUGGGAUUUACCAAAGAAGAUUCCGUCCUCCAUUCGCCCUUCACUUCCCACAGAAACUCCAGGAAUGUGGAGGAAGCGGGAAAAAGCAACGGCCGGGAUUGUUUCAACCGAAUGUCAAACCUAAAGCAUAACCAGGAGAACUCUGAGACUUUGGAUGAUCAUUUCUGCACGAACAGCAGUGGCGAAGGUCUCCAGCCUCCGGAUAUUGUCAAAAGCAAGCAACAGGAGAAUAGUGUGAUAAACGCGGACCAACCCAAGAAGAAACACCGGAGGAACCGAACAACAUUCACCACAUACCAACUUCAUGAGCUUGAGAGGGCCUUUGAGAAAUCCCAUUAUCCAGAUGUCUACAGCAGAGAGGAGCUGGCCAUGAAAGUCGACCUACCUGAGGUUCGGGUACAGGUAUGGUUUCAAAACAGAAGAGCCAAAUGGAGGAGGCAAGAGAAAUUGGAAGCCAGUGUAAUGAAACGUCAAGAUUCGCCCAUGCUUUCCUUCAACAGAUCAUCACAAACUUCUACCAUGAGCACUCUGAACGGUAACUUGGCACUUGACCCUUGGCUCACUUCACCAAUAUCCAGCUCAUCCACAUUACAAAGCCUUCCAGGUUUCAUGACCACGACACAAGGCCUGCAGAGCAGUUAUACGCCUCCACCUUUCUUGAAUUCCUCAGCCAUGAGCCACAGCCUGCAAAGUAUGGGUGCAAUCACUCCCUCAACCUUCCAAUGUGGGACGCCUUAUGUGGACAAAUUUCCUUUGGAAGAUGCAGAACAAAGAAACUCCAGUAUAGCUUCCCUAAGAAUGAAAGCCAAAGAACACAUCCAAUUCAUUGGGAAAAGUUGGCAGACAAUCUGAGCAAUUUGGUGGAGAUUAUAAAAUGAAAAUUCUAUUAAAAUUCCUUUAAUUGUUAAAAAUACUGAUAAAAAGUUUGAAAUUGGGCUGUAGAAGGGUCGCAUUAAAUGUCAGAGCAUCAGAAAAUCUCAGAACUAUUCUGAAGAAGUUACCUUUAAACAUGUCUUUUUUUGUGCAUUUGUUGACAGUGUAUUUGAUAUAGCUGCAAUAAAUUUGUUGUGUAGGGUGUGUAGUUUCUUAAAUUAAUACUAAAUGAGCCAUAUUUAGUGCUUUAUACAUUUUUAACAUUUGCAAGGUUUUAAGAUAAUAGUCUGUUUGAAGAAAAUUUUGCAUUUGAUCAGUGAGAUGAUUCAUAUCUGACCAAAGUAACAUGAUUGUGUUCA
Molecule: messenger RNA, 2231 nt
Organism: Stegostoma tigrinum
Lineage: Eukaryota; Metazoa; Chordata; Chondrichthyes; Orectolobiformes; Stegostomatidae
Gene: rax
Product: retinal homeobox gene 3
Exons: 4
Coding region: 886-1851 (321 amino acids)
Biological process (GO): positive regulation of transcription by RNA polymerase II
Molecular function (GO): RNA polymerase II cis-regulatory region sequence-specific DNA binding; DNA-binding transcription factor activity, RNA polymerase II-specific
Source: RefSeq, a predicted model, not a curated record